AUGAUUGCUAAGUCUCACCGACAACUUGCUCGAUACCUCUCUCGCCCAGACGCCGGUGCUGAUGUGGCCCUGAUUUGCAGCGUGAUAUACUUCAUAUGUGAAUCGCUCCUUGGGGAUCCCCAACAAGCCAUAUGGCAUCUCGAUCGGGGCCUGGUUCUGCUGAAACGUAGCCAGGUCAGCAAGUCUUUUGACGCCACCUCUUCAAAUGAUCCGUUGGUCCCUCGACUGACCGCCUUGUUCGAACGUCUCGACUGUCAGGCAUGCACGUUUGACGACCGACGUGCCCCAGUCCUUGUACUUUCUUCGCCACCGGAGCUGUGUGGCACGGUGCCCACGGUGCCCGAUCGAAUACGAGAUCUUGAUCACGCCGAAUCCAUUCUGAUAAAGCUUCAGAACAGAGUCUUUCAUCAUUUAGUGGCCAGUAUAUUCUUCAAGGGACAAGCCGUGGAGGAGUUGCCGCAAAGUCUGAUCCAGGAACGCAUUCUCGUGGUUUGCGAUCUUCAAAAAUAUGGUGCUCUUCUGGACAACUUUGCAAACUACGCAGGCUACGCCAUUGAAAAAUCGCCCUUGCCUCUAGAUGAACUCGACGAGUCAAUGCGACAACAAUGGAAGCGAUAUCUUAUGCUUCGGAUAAGCUUCCACACAUUCCAUCAUCUGAUGAGAGACUAUGCUGCCAAAUUUGGAAUACUAGCUUCCGCAACCCAGUCAGAAUCGGCUGCAGACCUCAGGUCUGACUUGGAGAGCGAUCUGAAAACUGCCUCAGAUGCAGUCUCGUCGAUUUUACUGAUCUGUGACUCUCCACCAACCAUGCCACAACGGACAUAUACGCUUUCAUCGCACCUCAUUGCCGUCACCUAUUUUGUGUGCGCAAAGACGACGUCGCCGACCACUCGUCGCAAGACCUUUGAGCUCCUUGCUCACCCCUCGCUCUCACACUCUCGUGACGGCCUUUGGGACGCUCAGACAGCCUCGCUGUUUCUCGAUAAGAUGAUACACAGACCCCGGAAAGGGCUAAGCUCUACCCCUGCAAUGCCAUCAGUAACACAAGGCGCCCAUGCUGAAGGUGCGUCGAAAUCUCGAAAGGAGCUGCCAAUCGCCCAGUGUCAGGGAUGGUCCAUUAACUUGGCGUCAUGUGGCAGAUCUGGUCGAAGAAAUCCGAAGCCAAAUUCAUCCACCCCUCAUGAGACUCUGAUGGUAAUUUCCAAAUAUCGGGACAGCUGA
Exophiala aquamarina CBS 119918 is the source of this 1221-nucleotide messenger RNA. RefSeq lists its product as uncharacterized. Lineage: Eukaryota; Fungi; Ascomycota; Eurotiomycetes; Chaetothyriales; Herpotrichiellaceae. The record is from RefSeq and is a predicted model, not a curated record. The transcript has a single exon. Bases 1 to 1221 code for a protein of 406 amino acids.